ACUUUACCACCCUAUGACAACCACAUAAUGGUUCCCAUGGUGUCACCAUAAUACCAGCUAGAGCGUAACAUUAACAUAGCUUGCCUGCCAGUCAUAGAUUAGAGCCAUAAGCACAAAACCAUGUGCGACUGCCUUCCUUCCUCCCCCAUCUCACUUUCCUUGUCUAAUAUUCGUGAAUUACCUCUUUUGAGCAGACCCAUUGCCAUUCUCAAACCUUUUCAUCCUUUAAACCCUUGGAAGAAGCUAUUCAAUGCUUCUAGAAACGACAUAUCUCUUUUGUGCAUUCCCAGUGUAGAGUCUAUUACAAAAAAGAAGGUGUUAGGGUCAGACAAUAAUCAUGGAAUUACUAGGGACGGAGAUGAGGAGGACUAUUUCGAUUUCGAGACUGGUCGUACACAAGAAAAGCAGAUUUCCUCCGAGUUUUUGGAUUUGACGGGUGGGGUGGCAGAUGAGAAGGAAAUUGGAAAAGGUAAGGUGAAAUUGGAGGAUGGGAAUGGUGAAGUUGAGGAGAAGUUGAGUAGGGUUAGUGGAACAUUUGGGAUUAAGAAUGGGAGACAAGUGAUAAGGAGGUCGAACUUGCUAGCGAAGCAAGUAAUCAGCAUACGAAAUGCUUUGGCUUUGGGCUUCGUUUCUCAGCUUUGGGUUGACACCACCUCUUGGAAUGUAUUGUUCGUAGAAGUGAGGCCAAGCUUGCUAUCUGGGGAGUCUGAACGUUUUCUUUUGGAGGAUGUUAGACAAGUCGGUGAUGUUGUGCUUGUUGAGGAUGAGACAGUGAUUGAAAAUGAAUUUAAAAUGGUUGGAUUGGAGACGUUGGUAGGGUACAAAGUUGUAACACCAGGUCGGCGGAAUAUUGGCAAGGUGCGUGGAUAUACUUUUAAUAUUAAUUCAGGGGCUAUUGAAUCACUAGAGCUUGAUUCUUACGGGAUCUCAAUCAUCCCCUCAAGUUUGGUUAGUACAUAUGCUUUGCUUGUUGAGGAUGUGCUGGAAGUUCUCUCUGAUGCUGUUGUGGUACAUGAAGCUGCCGCUUCACGAAUACAUAGAUUGACCAAGGGAUUUUUGGACUCUCAUAAUGCGGGUUCCUCUAUGGACAUUCUUCUAGACGAAUACUCUGAUUUUGAAAGACCUUUAAGAGACACUAAAAGUAAAUUUCGUAAAUUAAAUAAAGAGAUGGAGGAUGACUGGGAGCUUCCAAUGGAUUACUUGUGAGCUAUCUUCUGUCUUAACAGAAUAGAUACAAAGGAUGGGUUAGGGAUUUCUUAUCUUCUGUGCCUUUAUUCUUUUUGGUAUACUUGGUUGUUAUGGUACGUAUAAAUAAACUAUAAAAUAACAAAAUUGUUUGUAAAUUGUAAAUGUUAUGCGCUCUAAUCUGAUGUACCGAAGUCAACUUUCUGCUGCAAGAAAAAUGCAAUAUUAGUUUCUAAGGAUUGGCGUGAGGAAAUGUAAUACCUCUUGUAUAUUUUCGUGCACACGCCUAAUUGCUCAACAGUUAUAUAUUUAUAGAUUUAUAGAGAACUACAUUCUAAUGGCAUUA
Cannabis sativa is the source of this 1531-nucleotide messenger RNA. RefSeq lists its product as uncharacterized. Lineage: Eukaryota; Viridiplantae; Streptophyta; Magnoliopsida; Rosales; Cannabaceae. The transcript is spliced from 7 exons. Bases 121 to 1206 code for a protein of 361 amino acids. The record is from RefSeq and is a predicted model, not a curated record.